AUGUCAUCCUCCAAUACUCUCAGCUUCAGUAUCACUGUAGAUGGAUAUAAUGUUGUCACGACCAAAGAUAAACAUGCAACAGUGGUAUACGAUCUCACAUUUAUCGUGAAAAAUCCAGUCGCUGUUUCUUCAUCUUGCUAUUCAAGUGUUGUCAAUAAUUCUUCUUCUGUCAGUAAUCAACAAGUAUUAAUUGCCAUGACGGUCGGCAAACGAUAUUCGGAACUUCGAGAAUUAUUUAAAACUCUCACAUCUAUUCUCAUUCAACAACAACAUUCAACAUCAACAACAACAAAUUCCUCCUCUUCGACAAGUUCCAUUUCUGUGAAUGAAUUUAAAUUUGAUUUUCCUCCGAAAUUAAUAUUUGGAAAUACCAAUCCAGAAAAUAUUGAAAAACGUAAAGUGGAAUUACAACACUUUUUUGAUCAAGUUACAAUGCAAUUAGUUUUAGAAAAUCGAACGGAGGGAGUUUCUGGAGAAAUGUAUAAAACAGUUUUGCAAUUUUUUGAAGUUCAAAAUACUCAUUAUAUUUAA
This is a messenger RNA of Naegleria lovaniensis, 531 nucleotides long. RefSeq lists its product as uncharacterized. Lineage: Eukaryota; Heterolobosea; Eutetramitea; Acrasida; Naegleriidae. Gene Ontology annotation, molecular function: phosphatidylinositol binding. Bases 1 to 531 code for a protein of 176 amino acids. The record is from RefSeq and is a predicted model, not a curated record. The transcript has a single exon.